AAAUAAUUAAAUUAUAUCUCAUAUUUGCUUGAAAAACCCGAAUUAAAAAAGGAAUUCGUAACAAACCUUAGAGAGAAAUUCCUAAGCUACAAAUACAAAGAGAAAUAGCAGGGUAAUUUCGUAAAAUGAAACUAUAAAAAAAAUAUAAAUAAAUAAAAAACAGAGCACAAAUACCCCAACAUAAAAAAAGAGGAGAGAGAGUGAGAAGAGAAGAAGAUCCCCUCCCUCUUGUUCUUCUUCGUGUUUAGAGAGAGAAAAAAACCCUUAGAGAGAAACCGGCGAGAAGAAGAAAAGGAAUUUACUUUUCUUCCUUCUUCUACCUUCGAUUCGAUUCGAUCCUCAUUCAAUCUGUUCAUCUUUCCCCUUUAAUUUUUAAACCCUAAUUUUAAUCUUCCCCCAAUUUCAUACCAAAUUUUUAUUUUUAUUUUUUGAUCGUUUAAGUUAACUCGUUGGCAUAAACCGAGUGAUACCCAAUACCCAGAAAAACCAAAAAAAAAAAAAAAAACCCUAAUUUGGAAUUUUCUUGGUUUUGAUGGCAGCGACAGCUAACAGCAAUCCUUCUCCUUCUCUCUCCUCUUCCUCCGCCGCCAUAUCGCCGAGUUCGACUCGGGCCGUGUUACCUCCGUGGUCCGGUGGCGUUCGACGCCCGGAAUCUGAGUCAACCGGAGCUCCAAAGUCGCCGGUGGAAACAGGUGAGAGGAGUUUUUCAUCGGCGCCGGAGAUUCCGGCGGAGAACUCCGAGAAUGGGGGCAAUGCGGGUGGUAAAAGGCCCGCUUGGAAUAAGAAACCGUCUAAUGGACCCGUUGAGAAUGGUGGGCCUGGCCCAGUUGUGAUGGGCUCUUCUGCCGCUUGGCCCACUCUCUCUGAGACCAAAAACAAAGCUCCUCCUAAGCUUUCUUCUUCUGAUUCCUCCAAAAGUCUUCCUGAUUCUGGAUCGGUUUCUUCUCCUCAGGUAAUUGCAUCCGAAUCAUCAUCGUUGUCAAUAGCUCCACCAGUACAGUCGUUGCCACAAUCUUCAUCAGCUUCUCCAAAGCCUACAACUAGUAGUUUGAGCCAUAACUCUAUGCCAAACCAUGGACGUCCAGCGCGCCAAAAAUCAAUGAAGCGGGAUAGUGGGGGAAACUCACAAGCUAAUGGCGGUUUUUCUCAUCAACCUUCAUCUGCUGUGGAAGGUUCACACAAUCAUAAUCAUAACUCCUCAAAACCUACUUCUGGUGGUGCUUCUGACAGUUCUGGCAGAGACAACAUUCAAAACCAUGGUCACCGAGAUCCGGGAUCACGGAAUGCUAGUGGGGAUCAUCCUCAGCCGCGCAACUCAUACAGGAGGGGGGGUGGUGGGUCCCAUUCACGAGGAGAUGGUUCACAUCAGAAUUAUGGGGGGAGACGCGACGAUCAGGAUCGUGGGAAUCAUGAUUGGAACCAUCAGAGGAGUUUUAAUGGGAGGGAUUCUACCAUGCAACCAAGAGUCUCUCCUAGAGGAUUUGUGAGAACCCAGCCUGUUCCUCCUCCUUUUGUUCACACUCCACCUAUGCGACCUUAUAUGAAUCCUAUGGGGGUUGAGCUCCCUUUGUAUUAUGUCCCUGGCAGUGUGCCUUUUGUUGCACCUGCACCUGUGUAUAUUCAUGCUGCUCCAGAUCCUCAGUUGCAUACUAAGAUAGUGAAUCAGAUAGAUUACUAUUUCAGCAAUGAGAAUUUAAUCAAAGACACAUUUCUGCGGAAACAAAUGGAUUCACAGGGUUGGGUUAAUGUUGGAUUGAUUGCUGGUUUUAAAAAAGUCAAGGAGUUGACAGAAAAUGUUCAGCACAUAUUGGAUGCUGUGAGGUCUUCGACUGUUAUUGAAGUGCAGGGUGAAAAAAUCAGAAAACGUGAUGAUUGGGUAAGAUGGAUUAUUCCAACAACUUUGCAGGAUUCAACUGCAUCUGGAUCGCAAUCUCCUAAUUCUCCAACUACUGCUACACUGCCAGCUCAGUUUCAAAAUCUUAAAGUAGAUGAGAAGACCAUUGAUCAGAAUCAUUCUAAGGCUCAGCUAGAUGUUAACGCUGCUACAAUCUUUAGAUCAUCCUCUGGGGAUUUGCAUAGCCCGUCAAAGUCUGUUAAGGAUGGAGCAAGCUCAAGUGGAUGUUGAUCAACUGGAUCCAGCCUUUAUUUCAGGCGAGGAUCAUGCUGAUUAUAUUUGAUCCGGAAACACCAUGUGGAAUGUAGGAACAGGGGAUGAAUGACCUUGGUGAGUAUAAUCCAUUUAUUCUGGAUCAUGACUUGCAAUUACACCAUGUUUUGCAAAGCAGAUAUAUUAAACUAUAAAACUCAAAAAAAAAAAAAAAAAAAAAAAAAAAAAAAAAAAAAAAAAAAACCAAAAAAAAAAAAAACAAAAAAAAAAAAAAUAAAAAUAGAAAAAAUAGAAAAACAAAAAGAUUGAGAGAUACAACCAACAAGAUAGACUGCGGAAGAAGAAUCCUAAAAAAUUUUGUUUUUUUUUUUCCUUCUCUUUGUUUCCCCCCCUUUUGUGUGUAUGUAAUAUCUUGACCUUGUGGCAGGAGUUUAUGGGUCUUUUUGUUUUUUUUUUUUUUUUUUUGGGAUGUGAUUAUGGUAAAAUCAGUUUUGCCUUCAUCUGUGUUGAUUCUGGUGCCUCAGUAAUUUGUUUGGGGAAUUUUGAUUUCAUGUCCCUCUGCCCCUCAGCCUGUUUUUAUCAUAAUCUUUGGGGCUAUUGAGAAGUUAACUACUGAAAUGUCAUCGAUGGAUGAGUCUUGUACAUUGUUGAGGAUGACAAAGGUGGUGAGUUUAUCUGAAGCUGCUGAUCGUGCAUCGCUCCUGCCAUUUAACUUUACUCUGGUGUUUGAAAGUCUCUUGUCUCUUAUAUAUACUGUGUCGUAUUUAGUUUAUACUGUGCAGUGCUAACACUGCAAAGACUUGCACUCUCUUGGUGAGAGAAGUGUUCUAGGUUAGAGUUUGUUAUGUUCAGAACUUCAUUUGAAACUAGAUGUUAGCAAACGUAUGGAUUUGAUGUUGGUAUUGACUUGAAUUUUUAUCUAUUAUUGUUAGAUUAGUGGUAAA
This is a messenger RNA of Chenopodium quinoa (quinoa), 3051 nucleotides long. Its product is annotated as la-related protein 1C-like. The coding region runs from base 533 to 2125 and encodes 530 amino acids. NCBI's taxonomy places the organism in Eukaryota, Viridiplantae, Streptophyta, Magnoliopsida, Caryophyllales, Amaranthaceae. The record is from RefSeq and is a predicted model, not a curated record. Gene Ontology annotation, molecular function: RNA binding. The transcript is spliced from 6 exons.